UGCACCCAACCCUCAUAAAUUAACAUCCAAACAUCCCCACAGACACACACACACACACACUGGAGAGGAAGAGAGAGAUGAGAAAGGUAGUGUGCGUGACCGGAGCCUCAGGUUUCAUAGCUUCAUGGCUGGUCAAGCUUCUCCUCCGCCGUGGCUACACCGUUAACGCCACCGUUCGCCAUCUCAGUGAUUCGAGUAAGGUUGCACACUUGAACGCACUUGAAGGAGUUAAAGAAAGACUCCAUUUGUUCCAGGCCAACUUAACUGAAGAAGGAUCCUUUGAUGAUGCGAUUGAUGGUUGUGAUGGCGUCUUUCACACAGCAUCUCCUGUUAUACUUGAUAACUUUAGCGACCCACAGACGGAACUUAUAGAGCCGGCAGUGAAGGGAACACUCAAUGUUCUUAGUUCAUGUGUUAAGGCGUCGUCGUCUAUCAAACGAGUGGUGUUAACGUCUUCUAUGGCGUCAAUGAUAGUGAAUAGGAACCUUCAUAUCAAUGCUGCAAUUGAUGAAACUUGGUUUUCAGAUCCAACAUUUUGCGAAGAAGCUAAGCAAUGGUAUAUGCUCUCCAAAACAUUGGCAGAGAAAGCUGCCCUGAAACUUGCAGAAGAAAAUGGCAUGGACUUGGUAGUGAUAAAUCCUGCCUUUGUGAUUGGUCCUCUCCUACAGCCGACACUCAACGUCACUUCCGAUAGUUUCCUGAGCUUCAUCAAAGAAGGAAAGUGCAGUGGAAUGCCUGGUGGGAUUUUUCUACAUGUUGAUGUUAGAGAUGUUGCGGAUGCACAUAUCCUUGCAUUUGAGAACCCUUCAGCUAAUGGCAGAUACUGUGUUGUUGCCAAAGCGCUGUAUGCCUUUGAAGCUUUGGAUAUCUUACGUCAUCUAUACCCUAUGCUUAAUCUUCCCAUGAGGUAAGCCUCUGCAUCUUGUGUAUAGUAUAUAUUU
Molecule: messenger RNA, 941 nt
Organism: Sesamum indicum (sesame)
Lineage: Eukaryota; Viridiplantae; Streptophyta; Magnoliopsida; Lamiales; Pedaliaceae
Source: RefSeq, a predicted model, not a curated record